Achroia grisella is the source of this 1247-nucleotide messenger RNA. RefSeq names its product casein kinase II subunit beta (gene CkIIbeta). The coding region runs from base 182 to 868 and encodes 228 amino acids. Gene Ontology annotation, molecular function: protein kinase regulator activity. The transcript has 8 exons. Gene Ontology annotation, cellular component: protein kinase CK2 complex; cytoplasm. NCBI's taxonomy places the organism in Eukaryota, Metazoa, Arthropoda, Insecta, Lepidoptera, Pyralidae. The record is from RefSeq and is a predicted model, not a curated record.
CCGUCCAUCCGUCAAGCGUGGCUCACCAAGGCACGAAAAGGUGAGCUUUGUUAAUUUUUUUUGUUUUCCGUGGUAUAUUUUCCUUAGAAGUUAAGUUUUCAAUAUCAUACAUUUUUGAAAUAUAAAAUUCGCAGUGUUAGUCUAAAAAAUAUAUUCGGAUUACAAGUGAAGAUCUAGGAAAAUGAGCAGCUCGGAGGAAGUCUCUUGGAUAUCGUGGUUCUGUGGACUGCGAGGGAACGAAUAUUUCUGUGAAGUGGACGAAGACUAUAUUAAUGACAAAUUUAACUUGACUGGGCUCAAUGAGCAAGUACCACAUUAUAGACAAGCCCUGGACAUGAUUCUAGAUUUGGAGCCAGAUGAUGACCUCGAUGAUAAUCCAAAUCAGUCUGACUUAGUCGAGCAAGCAUCUGAAAUACUUUAUGGGCUAAUCCAUGCUCGCUAUAUAUUAACAAAUCGAGGUAUUGGUCAAAUGUUAGAAAAAUUCCAAUCUGGCGACUUUGGGCAUUGUCCCCGCGUGUACUGCGAGUGUCAGACAAUGCUUCCACUUGGUCUGUCUGAUGUGCCGGGGGAGGCGAUGGUCAAGUUGUAUUGUCCACGAUGCAUGGAGGUGUACACUCCCAAGUCUUCGCGCCACCACCACACCGACGGCGCCUACUUCGGCACCGGCUUCCCUCACAUGGUGUUUAUGGUGCACCCGGAAUCGCGCCCUAAGCGCCCAGCCUCCCAAUUUGUACCUAGGUUGUACGGCUUCAAAAUCCACCCACUGGCAUACCAGAUCCAACAGCAGGCCGCCGCCAACUUCAAGCAGCCGCUGCGCGGUCUCUCGUACAACAACGAAACGAAGACCUCGAGUAACAUUCCAAAAUGAUUAUUUUCGUGUGGCGCGCGCAGUGGCCGCGGCCCGUCGCUGGGCGAGCGCGUGGGCGUGUCGGUGCGUGUAGGAGUGUGUCGACGGGUGUCGCAGUGUGUCGCAGCGUGUCGGAGUGUGUCGGCGCGUGUCGGGCCGUGUCCCCCGCUCCGACACACCCCGCGACGCUAGCGACACCCGCGGGCGAUCGGUGACGGACCAGCCCGAACAACUAAUGCAAACUAUACCCGACCUCCUAUAACUUUAACUAAUGAUAAUAAUAUUUAUUAUACGAUAACUCCUUAUUUAAUGAAAACUGAUUAAUGAAAGUUAUGUUUUAAUGCAAUAAAGUUUAUUUUUACGUUUUCUCUAAUACGGGUUUUAUUUGGUUACUGCCUAA